Molecule: messenger RNA, 4942 nt
Organism: Rhineura floridana
Lineage: Eukaryota; Metazoa; Chordata; Lepidosauria; Squamata; Rhineuridae
Product: zinc finger protein 883-like
Exons: 5
Coding region: 196-2754 (852 amino acids)
Biological process (GO): regulation of immune system process; regulation of cytokine production; negative regulation of transcription by RNA polymerase II
Source: RefSeq, a predicted model, not a curated record
CGAGUGGUCUUCUCUCCCAGGUCGUGGUGGUGGUGGUGUAAGUGCCCUUCUGCUGGGUCGCUACUCCAGCGGUCAAGGUGGCAUACACGGUUCUCCUUCUCCUCAUUUAAUCCCCACAACAACCCUGUGAGGAAGGUUAGGCUGAGAGGCAACAGGUGACCCAAGGUCACUAAGUGAGGACCAGAAAAGAACAGAAUGGUUUCAGAGAAAGAGGUGGAUCCCACAAAACAAAAUACCUUAACUAUCAAAGGGCUCAAUAGCCUCACACCUUUGAGCAGUCUGCGCCUUGAGACAGAAAUUGGCAUCAAAGGGAUCCUGUUUAAGCCUUCCUUUGGGGACAAAGUGAAGAUGGAGGAGGAGGAUUCAGCUGCCUGCAAAGCAGAAAGGGGCAAAGAGGUGAACAAAGCUGGGAGCAGUGGAGGAUUCUGUGAGAAAGUGGUGCAGAAGACCCUUUGCGUAGACACAGCCAGCUCAGAUGUACUGUGCCAAAGCUUCAUAUGUUACUGCUACCAGAAGUCCAAGAAGCCCAGAAAGGUCCCAGUGACCUUUGAGGAGGUGGCUGUGCAUUUCACAGAGGAGGAGUGGGUGCUCCUGGAUCCAGGCCAGAAGGCUCUACACAGCGAAGUCAUGGAGGAGACCUGUAGGAAUCUGGUCUCUGUAGGACUUCCAGGUCACAGUUCUGACCUCAUCUUCUGGCAGGUGAAAGGGGAAGAUCCAUGUGUUGAGGGUUCUGAGGAAGGCCAGAGACCAGCAGUCUCCCAGUGCAAAAAGAAUUUCAGUGAUAGCAGAAGCCUUAAAGAACAUCUAAGAAUUCACAGAGACUGGAAACCAAAUAAAUGCUCAAAUUGUGAACAUAUUUUCAGGUAUUGCACAACCUUUAAAACACACCAAAGAACCCUCACAGGAGAGAAGCCCUAUAAAUGCUCUGAGUGUGGGAAGAGUUUCAGUGACAGAAAAACGCAUAAACUGCACCAGAGAGUCCACACAGGAGAGAAGCCUUAUAUAUGCUCAGACUGUGGAAAGAGUUUGUUUAGUAGCGGAAACCUUAAACGACAUCAAAGAAUCCACACAGGAGAGAAGCCCUAUAAAUGUUCAGACUGUGGAAAGAGUUUCAUUACCAGCGGAAUCCUUAAACAGCAUCAAAGAACACACACAGGAGAGAAGCCCUAUAAAUGCUCAGACUGUGGAAAGAGUUUCAGUGAUAGAAAAACUCAUGAAGUGCAUCAAAGAAUCCACACAGGAGAGAAGCCCUAUAUAUGCUCAGACUGUGGAAAGAGUUUGUUUAGUAGCGGAAACCUUAAACGGCAUCAAAGAACACACACAGGUGAGAAGCCCUAUAUAUGCUCAGAUUGUGGAAAGAAUUUCAGUGAUAGAAAAACUCAUGAAGUGCAUCAAAGAAUCCACACAGGAGAGAAGCCCUAUAUAUGCUCAGAUUGUGGAAAGGGUUUCAUUAGUAGCGGAAUCCUUAAACGGCAUCAAAGAACACACACAGGAGAGAAGCCCUAUAAAUGUUCAGACUGUGGAAAGAGUUUGUUUAGUAGCGGAAACCUUAAACGGCAUCAAAGAAUCCACACAGGAGAGAAGCCCUAUAUAUGCUCAGAUUGUGGAAAGAGUUUCAUUACCAGCGGAAUCCUUAAACAGCAUCAAAGAACACACACAGGAGAGAAGCCCUAUAAAUGUUCAGACUGUGGAAAGAGUUUCAGUGAUAGAAAAACUCAUGAAGUGCAUCAAAGAAUCCACACAGGAGAGAAGCCUUAUAUAUGCUCAGACUGUGGAAAGAGUUUGUUUAGUAGCAGAAACCUUAAACGGCAUCAAAGAACACACACAGGUGAGAAGCCCUAUAAAUGCUCUGAGUGUGGAAAGAGUUUCAGUGAUAGAAAAACUCAUGAAGUGCAUCAAAGAAUCCACACAGGAGAGAAGCCCUAUAUAUGCUCAGAUUGUGGAAAGUGUUUCAUUGCCAGCAGAAUCCUUAAACAGCAUCAAAGGAUCCACACGGGAGAGAAACCCUAUAAAUGCACUGAGUGUGGGAAGAGUUUCAGUGAUAGAAAAACGUGUAAACUGCAUCAAAGAAUCCACACAGGAGAGAAGCCUUAUAUAUGCUCAGACUGUGGAAAGAGUUUCAUUAGUAGUGGAAUCCUUAAACGACAUCAAAGAAUCCACACAGGAGAGAAGCCCUAUAAAUGUUCAGACUGUGGAAAGAGUUUCAUUACUAGCGGAAUCCUUAAACGGCAUCAAAGAACUCACACAGGAGAGAAGCCCUAUAAAUGCUCUGAGUGUGGAAAGUCCUUCAGUCGGAGCACACACUACAAAAGACAUCAAAGAAUCCACACAGGUGAGAAGCCCUAUAAAUGCUCUGAGUGUGGAAAGUGUUUUAAUCAGAGUGCAAGCCUUAAAUCACAUGAAAGAAUCCACACAGGUGAGAAGCCCUAUAAAUGUUCUGAAUGUGGAAAAUGUUUUACUCAGAGCACAAGCCUUAGAUCACAUAGAAGACUCCACACAGGUGAGAAGCUGUAUAAAUGCUCUGAGUGUGGGAAGUGUUUUAAUCAGAGUGCAAGCCUUAAAUCACAUGAAAGAAUCCACACAGGUGAGAAGCCCUAUAAAUGUUCUAAAUGUGGAAAAAGUUUUACUCAGAGCGCAAGCCUUAGAUCACAUGGAAGAAUUCACACAGGUGAAAAGCUGUAUAAAUGCUCUGAGAUGGAAAGUGUUUUAAUCAGAGUACAAGCCUUAAAUCACAUGAAGAGUCCACAUGGAUGAGAAGCCCUAUGAAUGUUCUAAGUGGAAAAUGUUUUAGAGUACAAGCCUUGGAUCACAUGGAAGAAUUCACACAGAUGAGAAGCCCUGUAAAUGUUCUGAGUGUGGCAAGAGUUUUAGUCAUCACAUAACUCUUAAAUCACAUCAAGGGACACACAAGAGAAGUUCUAUAAAUGCACUGAUUGUGGAAAGAGCGUCUGUCGCAGCAGUUACCUUACCUAGCAUAAAAGAAUCCACACAGGCGAGAAACCAUAUAAAUGCUUAGAGUGUGGAAUGAGUUUUUAUCAGAGCAAAUGCCAUAAGUCACAUCAAACUGCACACAGAAGAAUCCUGUAAACCUCAAUGAUGAUUGAAAUAUAGGAAAGCCUUCAGGUGAAGCCCACAUCUUUUUUUAAAAAAAAAUAAACUCAGGAGGAAGUAUAUAGAUAAAGUUUAUUCCAGGGAUAGCCAAUGUGAUGUCCAGCAGAUGUUGUUGGACACCAGCUUCCAUCAGCCCCAGUCAAUAUGAUCAAUGGUCAAGUAUGGUGGGAGUUGUAGUUCAAUAGCAUCUGGAGGGCACCAAGUUGGCUACUCCUAGUUUAUUCCAACAAUCAAACUUUAACAACCAACCAAUAAUUCACACAAGGGACCAAGUGUAAAAAUGAUCAAAAUGUCACAUCAAAGAAUUCAUGCUGUGAGGAAUCCUGUCAAUCAUAGUAAUGAUGGCAGUGGGGAAAGAUCUUCAGCUGGAGCACACCCCUUUAAGUUAAAAGAUCCAAGAUCAGGAGGAAGUAUGUAAACACAACCAGUCAAACCAUAUUCGCCUUCUCCAUACUGUGCAUAAUGGUUUACACCUUGAUCAUCUCCUUCCCUUAGCUGCCUUUUUGUAUUAGUUGGACUCUAACUCCCAUCAUCCCUAUCGGUGGGCUGGGGCUAAUGGAAGAUGGUGUCACAUCUGGAAGUCAGAGCUUCUCCAUUCCUGGCUUUAGAACAUUGUCCCUUCAAAAUUGGCCUACAGUCCUCACAAGAAAACAUCUUGCAGCGUGGACUGAUUGCAACCUAAACUGCUCUUUAGGCUACAAUCCUGUACCCAUUUACCCAGGAGUAAGCCCUAUUAAAACCAAUGGGAUUUAAAUAGACUUGUAUAGAAUUGCAGUUUUAUAAUAAGUCAAAUAAAAUAGCAAGUCAGAUCUGAGUUGAUCCACAGCUGCGGAAAAUGUUCUGCAAUCCUUUAGGCUGCAAUCCUGUACUCACUUUGUCAACGGUAAGUGCCACUGAAAUAACAGGAAAUAGUUUUGAAUAGAAAUGUACAGGAUUGUGCUUUUAUUGAUCCUCCACCCCAAAAUCAUUCACUUUGGGCUUUUGAAAUAUUUAUGUAUCACAUUAAAUUGGCAUUUUUUUUUUAAGUUGAUUAAAUUUUAAGUCAUAUCAACGAUAGUCACAUAUUCGUUGAUUUUUAGCAGGGGAAAAUGUUCCAGUUCAUAACAUGCAGGAGAUCCCACAUCACUGGUGUUCAUGUACUAUAGUGGUUGCUAAGUGUGCACUGUGUAUAUAGAGCCAAUGAGGAUCAUAAAAGAAGCCCUUUUUUGUGUAAUUGGGAGCACAAUCCAUCCCACAUGGGCACAGCCCCACGUGUGGGGAAGGGAUUGACUUCGAGCUUCCUUCUUGUGCCAGCAAUUCCUUUCAACAGGUGGGUGUCAGGGGAGGGAUCCAUAAAACGAGCGCUGUUGGAUCAGACCAAAGGCCCAUCUAGUCCACCCUCCUGUUUCCCACAGGGGCCAACCAGAUGCCUAUAGGAAGCCCACAAGCAGGACAUGAGUACAAUUGCACUCCCCCUCAUGUUCCCCAGCAACCAGUAUUUAGAUAUACACUGUCUCUGGUCCUGGAGCAGUAGCCUUACCCUCCUUGAAUUUUUCUACAAUUGUAGGGCAGUGACCUGAAAACGGGCAUGUUCUGCUGUAGCUCCUGUACUGUGGGGCGCCCUUCCCUCUGCCAUAUUGAAGCAGCAACCAUCGGCUGUGUCAGAUGUCUUAUGAAGACUUAUCUUUUUGCCCAGACUUUCCCUUACCCUGUUUUAUGUGUUAGAAUAAAUGUUACAUGUUUUUCUAUUGCUGUUUUACUGGUUUUAGAUUGUGUUUUAAUUAUACUUUGUUUUUUAGACUCAACACUGCUCAGAGAUUUUUGAAAUGUGAAGCCAUUUAUACGUGCUUAU